This is a messenger RNA of Daphnia pulex (common water flea), 2217 nucleotides long. RefSeq lists its product as uncharacterized. NCBI's taxonomy places the organism in Eukaryota, Metazoa, Arthropoda, Branchiopoda, Diplostraca, Daphniidae. The coding region runs from base 88 to 2214 and encodes 708 amino acids. The record is from RefSeq and is a predicted model, not a curated record. The transcript has 10 exons.
UGUUGGGCUGUCCUAUCCUAUUCAAGGGCAUUCCUCAGGAAGUUGUCACAUUAAAAACAAAAGAUUCAUCAAAACAAAGAUGUGAAAAUGAUGCGACUAUCAAGGAUUCAUCUUUUCGUUUUUUUCGUGUAUCUAUGGGUGUAUUGUCCAGUAAAUGGAAUCUCUAAUAUUUUCAAAGGUUUACCACCUUUAUUUGAUUUGAGUUUAUCGAAUAACGAUACUUCUGUGAACGUAACUGUUCAUCAAGAUGCAAAAGAGAUUUGCAUUCCACCUUUAUUACUGCAUGGCUCAGUUGACCCAGUGAAAAGCCAGUACAAAUCUCAGGAUGUUAUAAGGAUCAUUUGUAAAGAUGGGUACGAAUUGGAGAACCCGCAAAGCAGUCUUCUGUACUGCUCUCAAAAAGGCCUAUGGAAGGUUUUUACCUUGGGAGAUUCUAUUUACAUCCCAUUACCGCGGUGUAUAGUCAAAGAGAGAUGCCCCCCAUUGCCACCAUUGAUGCAAGGAAGUAUGCAAGUACAGGAAGGGGGAGUAAAUGCAGUCACAUCUGAACUAAGUUCCACUCGUGCAGUUUACCAGUGUUGGUUUGGCCUUGAAUUAGAUCCACCAGAAAGUGAAAUCAGAUAUUGUGUUCGAGGAAAAUGGACAGGAGAAAACCCUUUAUGUGUUCCAGCUAGCUGCCCUCGUCCACCGUCCGUUACAGGAGGAUUCUUUAUUGCAAGAGGUGUUGUCAACCACAUCUACGUGUCCGGAGCUGCUGUCAAGUACUAUUGUGAUGAGGGUCAUCAUCAAAAGGGCCCACCACUCCUCACGUGUUCCGGAAAAGAAUGGAUCCCCAAAGAUCUUCCGGCUUGUGUGCCGAUAGAAUCGUCAGCUGCUGCUGCUGCAUCGUCGUCCAAGUUGGAGGUGCGCGGUUGCUCCUUACCGCCGGAGAUCGCCAACGGCCGUUACCAGAUCCUGCCGAUGCGGAGGAGUUUCUCGUCGUCUUCGUUCUCGCCGCUGUCGUCGCGAAUCCAGCACUGGAACAACCUGCAGAUGAGCAAUAACGGAUCGUCGACUCCCACCACGUCACCGAUGGUGGUGGUUCCAGUCUACAGUAGCGCGUUAUAUUCCUGCUACCGUGGCUUUCUGAGUGGCGGCUCUUCACUCAUUUCUUGUUCGCCUGGGGGCUGGUGGCAACCGACUCACAAUGCCCCUCGUUGCCUUCCCUUUGGAUCUUCUUCCUCCGCUUCAUCCGGCGGAAUCCAUCACAGCCACGGUGGCGGCGGCGGCGGAUUGGAGAUGACUAAGGCCGGCCGCGGAGGAGAUGCCGAUGGAGGAGAAGGCGACGACAAGGUGGACGGAGAAGAACAAGCCCCUAGACCGCUACUCGUCUCGUUCACAACGGCAUGUGGCGUCACUUUUGUCCUCUGCCUCAUUUGGAUGGCGUCCCGCUGGAAAAUCACCUGUCUCCGAUCAUCGGCCGGCCAUCACGGCCGUCAAGAAGAAGAGACCCUCUCAUUUUCUGGUCCCGUUUGUCCGCCAAUGGCGCCGUCGGCCGCCUCGGCUUCUUCUUCUGACGGUGGCGUCGGCGGCGGCCGUAGACAUCGGCACCAAUCACUUUGGACUUGGAUCAGCCCCAACCAAAACGACCGUGACGGCCAUCACGUCCAUCAGCAGCUGGACAUGGACGACGAUGAUUCCCUGCCGGCUUACGACCGCCAAUUGCUGGAUCUUGGCCAGGCGUCGGAUCAGGAUCGGGUGGCCUUGAUCGCCUACAUGAACGACAACAACACGAGCAGUCAGGCGACUCUGCCGUCGUACGAGGAAGCCGUUCGGGCAUCCAGCAAUGGCGGCAUCAACAACAACAGCACCGCCGCCACCACUUCCAUUCCGAGCGUCCAUUGCACCUGGCCGGUAGCACCGCCGUCCUACGAGUCCAUUCUCAUUUUGGACGAGACCAACGGAAAUGGAACCGCCGCCUCGACCACCACCACCACCACCACCACCUCCCAUCACAUCCAACCGGGCGCUAGUCCAUCAGUCGAAGCCAACGUUUCAUUCAAUGAAAGUGACGAAGCCGCCGCCGAUUCGACGAUAGGAACGACCACGAGCUCAGAAGACGACAACGACGAUGAGGAAGACGCAGUUGAUGGUUCUCGCGAAAUGCUGGUGCUCCUGGUGCCUUCCGCAACGCUGGACGCGGAUGCAAUAACGACAUUCCCCGCCCGUCGAUAAAAA